Messenger RNA from Salvia miltiorrhiza (redroot sage), 1516 nucleotides. RefSeq names its product casein kinase II subunit beta-1-like. The transcript is spliced from 5 exons. Lineage: Eukaryota; Viridiplantae; Streptophyta; Magnoliopsida; Lamiales; Lamiaceae. Gene Ontology annotation, cellular component: cytoplasm; protein kinase CK2 complex. The record is from RefSeq and is a predicted model, not a curated record. Bases 332 to 1192 code for a protein of 286 amino acids. Gene Ontology annotation, molecular function: protein kinase regulator activity.
GAUUUAUUUGAUUAAAUAAAGAUAGAAUGAAAACGAAAAGCAAAAAUAUCUGAAAACUCAAUCGGCACAACGGAAACGAAAAAAAUCGAAAAUGAAAAUGAGAAUUAUGAAAAAGAAAGAGCAGCAUCGCAGCUGAGAGUCUCUCUCUCUCUCUCUCUCUCUCUCUUCUCUGUCUUGAUGUAGCUUAGAAAGAAACCCUAGUUCUCUCCGUCUCGCCUCAUCGCACACACUGUGCAAAUCUAAGCCUUUUUUCCUUCAAUCUUCCGAUUCUCAUUUCCAACCCCAUACCCUUCUGCUAAUUUUGGCCAAUUUGAUUUUUCCCUUUGCUAACAUGUACAGAGAUCGAGGAGGAGUGGGCUCGUCUAAGGGCGGAGAGAUGUUGGAUCGGAAGCGAAUCAACGACGCCUUGGACAAACAUUUGGAAAAGUCUUCGCCUUCCACCUCCAGAAACAAGGGUUCCGCCGUCGCCGUGCCCUCCACCUCCGCCGCCGUCGGGAAGCAUAUUGACCCUAGAAAUAAUCGCUCUUCCUCCACCCUCACUACCGACAAGAACAAGUGUUCGGAUGAUGAAUCGGACACAGACAGUGAAGAGUCUGAUGUCAGUGGUUCUGAUGGGGAUGAUACAUCCUGGAUUUCAUGGUUUUGCAACUUGCGUGGAAAUGAAUUCUUCUGUGAAGUUGAUGAUGAAUAUAUCCAAGACGAUUUUAAUCUUUGUGGGUUGAGCAGUCAAGUUCCAUAUUAUGAUUACGCACUCGACCUUAUUCUGGAUGUUGAAUCCUCUCAUGGCGAUAUGUUUACUGAGGAACAAAAUGAAUUGGUCGAGUCAGCUGCUGAAAUGCUCUAUGGCCUUAUCCAUGUCCGGUACAUUUUGACCACCAAGGGAAUGGCUGCAAUGUUAGAGAAGUACAAGAACUAUGACUUUGGAAGGUGUCCGAGAGUUUAUUGCUGUGGACAACCUUGUCUUCCCGUCGGACAGUCAGACAUUCCACGCUCCAGUACCGUAAAAAUAUACUGUCCCAAAUGUGAAGAUAUUUUCUAUCCCCGAUCCAAGUAUCAAGGCAAUAUUGAUGGAGCAUAUUUCGGAACCACUUUCCCACAUCUGUUUUUGAUGACCUAUGGGCACCUCAAGCCACAGAAGCCUGUGCAGAGUUAUGUCCCCAGAGUUUUUGGGUUCAAGAUCCACAAGCCUUGAUGAAUGAGUCUCCAUCACAUGCAGUUGAGCUUUUAUAUUUGUUGGGUAAAUGUUGCGUACCCGGUGUAUGUGGUGUACGAGUGGCCGCAGGAUGGGCCAGGAAGAGGCAGAACAAGAUUGAAUGACAAUUGUUUGAUUCAAGGAGAAGCAUAUCUGUGAAGCAAGUUGGUCCUUAUGUAAGCUAAUUUCUUGAAAUGUUGAAGUACUUACUCAUGUAGUUCCUGUGUGCAUACACUUAUAUCAUCAGCACUAUAUUUUUUCAUGGAGCAGAUUUGCAAGAUUGUAUUUAGAUGUAGUCUUCUUUGAAGACAACUUUAGCCCCAA